CCAGUCCGGACUCCAGCCGGUCGGAGGCGCAGCCCGAACGAAAUGGAGCAGCCCCGGAAGGCGGUGGUGGUGACGGGGUUUGGUCCUUUUGGGGAGCACACCGUGAACGCCAGCUGGAUUGCAGUCCAGGAGCUGGAGAAGCUGGGCCUUGGUGACAGUGUGGACCUGCACGUGUAUGAGAUUCCAGUUGAGUACCAGACAGUUCAGAGGCUCAUCCCUGCCCUGUGGGAAAAGCAUAGCCCACAGGUACCUCUGCGACUUCACCUACUACACCUCUCUGUACCAGAGUCAUGGCCGCUCAGCCUUUGUCCAUGUGCCUCCACUGGGCAAGCCAUACAACGCAGACCAGCUGGGCAGGGCUCUGCGGGCCAUCAUCGAGGAGAUGCUGGGUGUCCUGGAGCAGUCAGAAGGCAAAAUCCACUGUCGCCACAAACACUGAGAGCCAUGCAGGCCUCCCAAGACCUCAUCCCACCAGGGACCCCGGGAGGGGACAAACCUUUCAGCUGGGGAUCUGAUUUGGAUCAAAUAUUUCUAUUUACAUACCCCCCUCCCUUUUUCUCCACAAAUGCGCUGAUUGAUUUGAAGGAGGCUGCUGAAGAAUUUUUCUCUGUUUCCCUUUGCAUCUGGGGAGGUGGCCAUGAUGUCUGAGAGAUGCUUGGGUGUGGAUUUCUGAAGAGAAUCCUGAUCGGGUGGAUCUCUGAACUGCGAUCCCAUGACUGGGGACACCUGUACACUUGCUUCUCUAGGUCUCUGGUAAAGGGAUUUCAGAGUUCCUUCCAUCCUGUGACUGUUUUUUUCCAAACUUAAAAGCCUCUCAAAGAGUCUUUGCCCUGAUCCAUGCCCCAGCAGCUUGGACAGCCUUGGGAUAGGGUAUGGCUUUCUUUUUUUAAAUUCUUAUUCUCUCUUUUUUUUUAAAAAUUGAUUUGAGAGAGAGAGGAAGUGGGGAGG
Molecule: messenger RNA, 948 nt
Organism: Molossus molossus (Pallas's mastiff bat)
Lineage: Eukaryota; Metazoa; Chordata; Mammalia; Chiroptera; Molossidae
Gene: PGPEP1
Product: pyroglutamyl-peptidase I
Exons: 4
Coding region: 43-648 (201 amino acids)
Biological process (GO): proteolysis
Cellular component (GO): cytosol
Molecular function (GO): pyroglutamyl-peptidase activity
Source: RefSeq, a predicted model, not a curated record